AUGAGAUACUUUCGACGAUUGAUGCAUAACAGUUUGGAUGUAGCAAAAAAUAUAUUUAUAAGAAAAGAAAAAUACCAAGCGUCCAAAUCAAACAUUGCAGCAAUCAUUUUUAUAAUCCGUCUUGCACUAAAUAUAUUAAAAUCUUCUCGUACAACGAUGGUUACUCAAACACAAAAACUUCUACUUCUAUCGUUCUUGCUCUCGUACAUGAUCAUUGCAACGAUCGCAAUGAACUGUCCAUUGUGUUUAAAAAAGCGCAGUAUAUUCAAUCCCUACGACAAGGCGCCUAGUUACGAUAAACGGCAAUAUGGUAUGCCUAAUCCUUACGACGAUUUUGACGAGGAUGAUUUUGAUGAUUAUGGCUUUGACGAUGAUGAUUUUGACGAUUUUUACGAUUUUGGCUUAGGGGAUGAUUAUGAGGAAUACGGUGGUGAAUACGGUGAAUAUACAGAAUAUGGUGAAUACUAUUGA
Molecule: messenger RNA, 471 nt
Organism: Dentiscutata erythropus
Lineage: Eukaryota; Fungi; Glomeromycota; Glomeromycetes; Diversisporales; Gigasporaceae
Source: the annotation of a GenBank genome assembly